This is a messenger RNA of Halteromyces radiatus, 2487 nucleotides long. Its product is annotated as kinesin heavy chain. Bases 1 to 2487 code for a protein of 828 amino acids. The record is from RefSeq and is a predicted model, not a curated record. The transcript is spliced from 11 exons. Gene Ontology annotation, biological process: microtubule-based movement. Gene Ontology annotation, molecular function: microtubule binding; microtubule motor activity; ATP binding. Lineage: Eukaryota; Fungi; Mucoromycota; Mucoromycetes; Mucorales; Cunninghamellaceae.
AUGUCAGGAAACAAUAUCAAGGUUGUUUGUCGUUUUCGACCUCAAAACAAACUUGAAAUCAAAGAAGGAGGUGUGCCCAUUAUCGACAUUCAAGAGGAUGGUACUGCAGUAACUUUGAAGGGUACAUCUCAACCACCUUUUUCUUUCGAUAAAGUAUUUGGAAGUAAUACUGCUCAACAAGAAGUAUUUGAAUACUCCAUCAAGUCAAUUGUAGAUGAUGUGGUUGCUGGUUAUAAUGGUACUGUCUUCGCAUAUGGUCAAACUGGUUCAGGAAAAACUUAUACAAUGAUGGGAUCUGAUAUUGAUGAUGCUCAAAAUAAAGGUAUCAUCCCUCGAAUUGUGGAACAAAUCUUUGAAAGCAUCAUGCUUGCUCCUGCCAAUAUGGAAUUUACUGUCAAAACCUCAUAUAUGGAAAUCUAUAUGGAAAAAGUCAAGGAUCUUUUGAACCCAUCUCAGGAUAAUUUACCAAUUCAUGAAGACAAAACAAAAGGUGUUUACGUUAAAGGUCUAUUAGAAGUAUACGUGUCAUCUACGGAAGAAGUUUAUGAAGUUAUGAAAAGUGGUGGCAACAAUCGUGUGGUGGCAUAUACAAAUAUGAAUGCUGAAAGUUCUCGAAGUCAUUCCAUCGUUUUGAUCACUAUUACUCAAAAGAAUUUGGAUACUGGUGCGGCUAAGAGUGGCAAACUUUACCUCGUCGAUUUGGCUGGUUCUGAAAAGGUGGGCAAGACUGGUGCCUCUGGACAAACUUUAGAAGAAGCCAAGAAAAUCAACAAAUCAUUGACUGCUUUGGGUAUGGUUAUCAACUCUCUUACAGAUGGAAAGUCAAGUCAUGUGCCAUAUCGUGAUUCCAAGUUAACUCGUAUUUUACAAGAAUCAUUGGGUGGUAAUUCUCGUACAACUUUGAUUAUCAAUUGUUCUCCAUCAUCUUACAAUGAAGCUGAAACAAUAUCUACUCUUCGAUUCGGUGUGCGAGCCAAGUCUAUCAAGAAUAAAGCAAAGGUCAAUGCAGAUCUUUCUCCUGCAGAACUCAAGGCAUUAUUAAAGAAAUUCAAGGGCGAAACUGUCAGUUAUCAACAAUAUAUUCAAGCUUUGGAAGGCGAAAUUACUAUAUGGCGAUCUGGUGGUUCAGUACCUGAAGCUCAAUGGGCAACGAUGGAUAAAUUAGCAAAGAGCAAUGGAACAGCAUCAUCAUCACCAGCAACAACACCUUCACCUAGAACACCAACACCUUCUGCCUUCAAACCAACAUUACCAGAUGAUUCAAGACCUGUGACACCGGCGCUUGCACUUGAAAAGGAUGAACGAGAAGACUUUUUGCGACGAGAAAAUGAACUCAUGGAUCAAAUAGCUGAAAAGGAAUCCGAACUGGCCAAUCGGGAAAAACACUUGGAAGCUUUACAAGAAGAGCUUGGUUUCUUGAAGGAACAGGAAAAGACAUUGACAACUGAUAAUCAAAGCAUCACUAGUGAACUCAAUGAUGUCAAACUUCAACUACAAAAGGCAUCCUAUGACAGCAAAGAAAGUGCCAUCACUGUGGAUUCUUUGCGUGAAGCUAAUCAAGAAUUGACCCUGGAACUUACUCAGUUAAAGAAAUCGUUGGCCGAAUUACGCAACUUACAAAAGGAAGCUGAUGAUGAAACAAAAUCAAAAAAGAAGGCGGAUAAAAUGGCGGAAAUGAUGGCUUCUUUGGAUCCUUUGGACAAUGAUAUUUCUGCCAAAGAACAACAAAUGAAAAACGCUUUGGACAAGUUGAAUCCUGAGUCUGCCAUCAAUCUGAGCGAAGAAGCAUUACAACAAUUGAAACAACAAUUACAGCAAUAUAAGACUCAAGCUACUCAACAAGAAUUAGUUAUUAAAAAUCUUCACAAUGACAAAGAAGCCUUGUUGACAAAGCGUACUGAUCUGGAAACCAAACUCAGUGCCUUGGAAGUGGAAUAUGAAGAACUUUUGGAAAAAGAAAUUGCUGACGAAGAGAGGGCUAUGGAAAGUAAUGCUGAUUUGACUGAUACCAUUUCGGAACUCAAGACCAAACUGGAAAACACAUAUGUUGCCAAAAAGGAAAUGCAACAAAAAGAAAUCGAAGAAUUGCGAAAAGAAUUGGAUCGAAAAGAUGAAGAAUAUAAGGCUCUUGAUGCUGUUAUGGUAGAACUCAAGAUUUCCAAUGAAAAUCUACAAUCUGCACUUGAUUCUCAACCCAAAACUAUGGAUGCCGUUAGUGAUAAGGAAAAGGAUGUUGAAAAGAUGCGCAAAUCGAUGGCUGAACAAUUGGCUUACUUUGAAGUGAUGAAGAAAGGAUUGAUGCGCGACUUGCAAUCUCGAUGCGAAAAAGUGGUUGAACUGGAAAUCUCUUUAGAAGAAACUCGAGAACAGUACAAUCAUGUUUUGAAAGCAAGCAAUAACAAGGCACAACAAAAGAAGAUGGCCUUUUUGGAACGUAAUUUGGAGCAAUUGACAAAUGUUCAAAAACAGGUAAUUAAUAAUAAAUAA